AUGGCUCUCAAAAGAAUUUUAAAAGAACUUCAAGACCUGGGCAAAGACCCCCCCUCAUCGUGCUCCGCUGGUCCCUCCGGGGAAGAUAUGUUCCGAUGGACUGCCACAAUUAUGGGUCCCUCAGAAUCACCAUACUCUGGAGGCGUCUUCUUUUUAUCCAUUCAUUUCCCAACUGAUUACCCAUUCAAGCCGCCAAAGGUUAACUUUACAACACGUAUUUACCAUCCCAACAUAAAUUCCAAUGGCUCUAUCUGUCUAGAUAUUUUACGUGACCAGUGGUCUCCGGCAUUGACUAUCUCCAAAGUACUUUUAUCUAUCUGUUCUAUGCUGACCGACCCGAAUCCUGAUGAUCCUCUUGUACCUGAAAUCGCCCAUGUAUACAAGUCUGAUAGAAGUCGUUAUGAGUCUACAGCGCGGGAGUGGACUCGGAAAUAUGCUGUCUAG
Molecule: messenger RNA, 444 nt
Organism: Blumeria graminis f. sp. triticale
Lineage: Eukaryota; Fungi; Ascomycota; Leotiomycetes; Helotiales; Erysiphaceae
Source: the annotation of a GenBank genome assembly